This is a messenger RNA of Penicillium canescens, 873 nucleotides long. RefSeq lists its product as uncharacterized. Gene Ontology annotation, biological process: transmembrane transport. Gene Ontology annotation, cellular component: fungal-type vacuole membrane. Gene Ontology annotation, molecular function: transmembrane transporter activity. The record is from RefSeq and is a predicted model, not a curated record. Lineage: Eukaryota; Fungi; Ascomycota; Eurotiomycetes; Eurotiales; Aspergillaceae. The coding region runs from base 1 to 873 and encodes 290 amino acids. The transcript has 2 exons.
AUGUUCUCGGAAAAAGCAACCCAUGCGGUACCUGCUACUUCUGAAGUCACAGAUCUAGCGCAUAUCAGUGAAAAUGAAGAUCAGCCUGAACUACUAUCCAGUGUUCCCACAAGGAGUAUCCUACGAGGAUGCCUCCAGGUUCUAGGUGCAUUUUUUAUAUUUUUCAACGUCUGGGGCCUAAGCUUUGCAUUUGGAUCCUUCCAAAGCUUUUAUGGACUCACAUACAUUCAAUCAUCUACCGCUUCAGACAUAGCAUGGAUCGGCACAAUCCAAUCAUGGCUUCUAAUUGUCGGCGGGCUACUAUCUGGCCCGCUUUUCGACCUCGGCUACUACAAAGUGAUGAUAUUUGUCGGAAGUUUCUUAGGCGUUAUUGGUAUGAUGAUGCUCAGUCUUGCAAAUACAUACUAUGCGAUAUUUUUGAGUCAAGGGGUAUGCAUGGGUCUCGGAUUUGGGCUGCUUUAUGUGCCCAGUAUUGCAUUGGUUAGUCGCUCAUUCACGACCAGACGAGCUGUUGCUUUGGGCGUAUCAACCAGUGGCGCUCCUGCAGGUGGCAUUAUCUACACCGUUAUGUUCAACCAGCUUAUUUCAAAGUUGGGAUUUCCUUGGACUGUUCGUUGCAUGGGAUUUGUCAUGCUCGCACUUUUCUCUGCAGCUGCUGCCCUACUUCUGUUGCCAGAGAGAAAUACCAAGAAACCCGAGAGAACUCAACGCAGGAGUCUGCUUGAUACACAGGCGUUCAAGGAUAUACCAUUUUGGAGUUUCACCGUCGCCAACUUUUUCUUUACCUCGGUUAUAUCACGCCUUUCUAUUACAUUCCAACUUACGCGGAAACGAAACUGGGAACAUCGCGAACGUUGGCUUCUAACAUCUUGA